Messenger RNA from Malania oleifera, 840 nucleotides. RefSeq lists its product as uncharacterized. The transcript has 3 exons. NCBI's taxonomy places the organism in Eukaryota, Viridiplantae, Streptophyta, Magnoliopsida, Santalales, Ximeniaceae. The coding region runs from base 113 to 544 and encodes 143 amino acids. The record is from RefSeq and is a predicted model, not a curated record.
GGCAGCCUCGUCAUAGCUCCAACCUUAAUUUGGAAGCUUAUGAGUAUUAAUAGACAGACCUGCACGCAGCAUUGCGUCGUCCAUCAGAAACCCUAAUUGCUUCAUUAGAAUCAUGAGUAGUCCAAGUAGAAAGAAGCAGAACUCCUCCGGCAAACCAUCAUCAUCGAGAAGAAGAGGAGGAAGGGAAUUAGACCAACAACAACAGCAACUUGAGGCAGAGAUUUGUGAACUGAAAGCUAAAAAUUCUUGUUUGAGGAAGAUACUCGCUGACACAAGGCAAAGAGCCAAUGAAGCAGCUGCUUGCAACAGAGAUUUAAAAGCUAGCGUUGGGUCAAUGAGGGCCAUGGCGCAAAAGAAUGAAGAGGAGAUGGUUAAAAGACUCGCUACUGAAGUGAGCCCACUGCUCUUCCAAGCCAUGUCUCAGAUUGCUUCUUCUUCAUCAUCAUCAUCAUCAUCAUCUGAUUGUGUUGGAAAACAAGCUGCUUCCUGCAGCAGCGGCAGCAAAACAGCGGCCGACGCAGAAGAACCCAACUCCCAAGAAUGACACGAGCAACAGAAGCUUAAUGUGCAGCAGCAGUAGCCGAACAACCUAAAUCUGACGAAUUUACAUUAGUACUUAGUUAAUAUGCAGUAGCAGAUCGAUUAGUUGAUAGCUAUUUCAAUUUUAAUUUAUUUUUAGCUAUUUCAAUUUCAAUUUAUUUUUCUAUCAAUCUUAAUUGGGCGACCUAAUUGUAUCCCGGGAUAUUCAUUGAUUGCUUCCAUCUUAAUUAAUUAAUCCGACGACUUAUCUCAGUUAAUUAUUCAUCCCUACCACGUUAUAAAAUAUUUUUCAAGAAGACA